Messenger RNA from Wasmannia auropunctata (little fire ant), 503 nucleotides. RefSeq lists its product as uncharacterized. NCBI's taxonomy places the organism in Eukaryota, Metazoa, Arthropoda, Insecta, Hymenoptera, Formicidae. The record is from RefSeq and is a predicted model, not a curated record. The transcript has 2 exons. Bases 82 to 492 code for a protein of 136 amino acids.
UUCGCAAUGCCAGAGAGGUAAUCGUCAGUCACAUCGGUGCGAUAGUGAUAAGAGCGGGGGCUUAAUCUCUAGACAUCGUUAAUGAGAGUUCCCCUCCGGUUGACAGAAAUGCGGAAUCCGAAUCGAGGUCGAUACACCCCGAGCGUGCUCGAGGAGAGCUCCGCGCUGCACGGAAUGGCCUUCUAUCGAAGCCGCCGUCCGCUUUUGUCUCCUGGAAAAGCGUGGGCGGUCGUCGUCAUAUCUGAAAUCCCAGCUCCGUCUUCGGACAGUUCGGUUUUCCUCCCGGGACUUCCGUUUACAAGUACGAUGAACCCCACGUGCAUUGUUUACUCAAUGAAACGAUUGGGGAGCGAGGAAGCGCAUCAAGCGUGUAUGCGAGCCGCGUGCCGCGUCGGUCGUGUGGUUGCGACUAUAUACGGGGUGUCCAAAACGAUCCAUUGCGCGUUACAGCAUUCAAUUCGACAUUCGAGUCAAACGAUUAUGAGUUUAUAAUGUUUCUACAA